AUGUCGCUCAAAUACUUCCCUACCGUUACUCCUAGCGCUAUUGCCUUGGGCACUGCCUUUACUCAUGCUACCAGCUUAGUUCUCUCGGCCCCGUUCUUUGGCAGCGCCUACGAGCGCGCAAAGUCUGCUGAUACUCCCGAAGAGUUCUUGAAGUCAAAGGAGGGAGCCGGUGCCAUCGCCGCAUGGGGAUCCUCCUUGGCAGGUGCAGCAGCAAAGACUUAUGCUGUUGCGGCCAUUCUCCAGUCGACUGGCACCAUCACCCAGAAGGGCGCCGUGUAUCUCGGUGUUUUGCUCUUCGCCAUCGGAUCCGUCCCUGGCGCGUUUGUGAACAUUUUCCAAGAGAAGCGCCCCGGCGAGUAUAUCUUCAUCAAGCUGGCUUCUGAGCUGGUCGACAGCGUCGGACUCGCCGCGGUCUUGAACUGGUGGGGAACUAGACCUGAUAUUGUUUAA
Messenger RNA from Myxozyma melibiosi, 450 nucleotides. RefSeq lists its product as uncharacterized. The coding region runs from base 1 to 450 and encodes 149 amino acids. Lineage: Eukaryota; Fungi; Ascomycota; Lipomycetes; Lipomycetales; Lipomycetaceae. The record is from RefSeq and is a predicted model, not a curated record. The transcript is spliced from 3 exons.